AUGGGAGUAGUGGAGGAUCUUCAGGAGAUAUGUGAGUUUUUUGGAGGAAUAAAAGCGAUUAUGAGGCACCUGCGAUAACAAAAUACCUUUUGAAAAAAUUGGCUAUAAAUCUGUCGGGAAAAUAAUGAGCGUUUUGUCGCAUAAGAAAAUCGCAUCGCCGAAAAAAUGAUUUGUGUCGCGGCAAAAUCAAAUUGCUCACUUCAGCGACACAAUCGACUCAGCGACACUGCGCACAUUAUUUUCCCGACAGACUGAUAUAAUCUUCAAAACUAAAUGCAUUUUAGUGAAUUACCGGUCGAUAAAACUGCAUCCCGAACAAGAGUUUCAAAUAGACUUUGCCGUCUUUGACCAUUUGCCCGGAUGGUUGUUCAGAUAUGCCGAUAUCGACGUGGCGGCCAAUUUGUGGGACGUUUACCGAAAAUGGAAGAACGCUGAGGAACGGGACAAGGAUGUCUCGAUCUCCGCUGGAGUCUUUAGUCAGCAUGAUGGGCUGGCCAAGUAAGUUUGGGCCGUUUACAGGCAUGGCUAGAGGGCCGGGAUUUUGGGAUUUCCGGGCAUCCGGUUCAGUCCCCGUCAAAUUCGGCCUGGCCCUGAGGAUUUCUAGACCUGGUCCUUUCACAGAUUUUUUGGAUUUUGAAUGGAAAUUUUCCCGCCAUUUUGGCAAUUUUUGGCAUUGUGUUUUUUUGGCUCUUUUAGGGUGUUUUAUCGCUGCCAAGAACAUUUCAAACAGCAAAAAAAAUUUUUCGAUCUCUUUAGCCAAAAAUACAUCUUGUUGCAUAAUUCCAAUGAGCCAAAAUUGGCAUUCCUAAUUUUUGCUUCAAUGCGAAAAAACCCUAAAAAUUUUGUCGAGUCGACUCCAGAAAAGCUCGGCCGGCCCUUUUCGAGGCUUCGAAGCCGGCUCCUGCCAUGUCUGCACUUUUCAUGUGUAAUACUGCCAUAAAACCUAUCAUCACGCUGUAUUUUCAGGAAGCUUCUGAUGAUCAACCUCCUUCAUACCGUUGAAAAUGCCCAAAAAUCGACCGGCUUUUGCCGAAUACUCCUUUCGGAGCUUCAAAAAGUUCGUCAACACCAUUUUCAAGACGCUAGAGACAAGUCAGUGUCGACGUCUUCUUUUGCCCUCGAGCGAUUCUUGGCUUUUAAUACUCUAAUGAAGCUAUUUGCCACAAGCAAUGUAGAUAUUUGGGAUAUAGGUAUUGCUCGCCUCGGACAGAGCAUUUUGCGAGUUCUGGACGAUAUUUGGAGCGGAUUGGGCUCGCAAUUACUGGAUAUUGAACAUGAUGGUGAAAUUUACAUUCCGACAAAAAUUCAGCAGAUCUAUGGGUAGGUAAUGAACAAUUAUUGGCAAUCUUUGCAAAACGACCAUGAUAUUCCGUAUUUUACAAGCUUAAAAAAAUGUCUACACUUAUUCGCUCCCGUCUAUCUGACUCGAAAUUUUACGAAUUUUUUUCGAAAAAAAAUCCAAAAAACCUCAAAAAGUAUCCAAGUUAAAAAGCUCUUAGAUUUUAAUGAAAAUUGUGGUAGAUUAAGAUUAGAAUUUUUUAGGGCAUAUCCGAAAGGCAUAUCCGAAACUUUUAGCUUAUAGUUCGUUGAACUCACGGCGAUUUUUAGGUUGAAAAUGUCGCCAAAACGCGCCAAUCCCGCACUGUGCAAACUCUCAGGAGUUUUCGCCCCUGAUACUAAUAAACUUUUUUCAAAAUUUUUUUCAAAAUGACUUUCUUAAUCCGUAUUUUACACGCCGAUAAUUUCUAGAACAUUCCUUGCACAUUUCCAAGCCAUUCUCCAAGCCAUGGUCGAAGAUUAUGAUGACAUUCUUGAUUGCUCUCAAUGUCUUUCCCAGUCGCAUUGCGAAUUCCACGACAAAACUAUGAAACGGUUUCCGAGAUUACCGCUACUCGUCAAGGAUAUGAUCAUGUAAGUGAUAACCGCUCUUCAGUUUUCGCAUACUCUCUCAACGGUCAUUGAAUAUCUCGGCUGUCCUUAAAAAAAAUUAGCUAAAGCAUAUAAAAUAAUACUUUUUUUCAGCGAAAAACUAGAUGGAUCGGAUCUAGCCAGCCUUAGGGCAUGCUCACAGCAAGCGCUAUAUUUGAUUGAUACCAAUUUCCGGUCGAAAUUCAUUGACCAUUCCGUCUAUCAACGGGCCGUCCAUUUUGUCGAUAGUCAGGUAAGAAGGGGUAAUGUAUCAAAAUAUUUGUGAACUCAGCGUUGCAAUUUUUGUGUUUUUCAGAGGUUGAUGAGCUUAUUUAACAACUACAAACACGAUUUUGCCCGAAAUCUGAGGCCUUUUGCAUUUUUUGGGAAGUUGACGAAAUGUCACAAAAGUUAUUGAUUUUUUCGACAUUAAAUUUUAUGGUAAUUUUUCUCUGCUACAAUCGUAUUUUACUACAGCUAUGUUACCGCCAAAUUCCAAAAAAUGAGUUUUUCAAGCGCAUUUUUGAUUCGACGAAAUGUCACAAAAAAUAUUGAUUUUUUGGAAAUUGCAGAUUUUAUCUGGAAAAGUCUCCUCUCAAAAUAAAAUCAACCUUUAUAAUAUUUGUUUUGUAACCAAAUUGAUAAAAAUAAGUUUCCAAGAGCAUUUUGGGUUUGACGAAAUGUCACAAAAAUUAUUGAUUUUUCCGAAAAACCUACAUUUCAAAAAAAAAAUGAAAAGAUAAGUAGUGUGUUUAAUUUUGCUCCAAAAACUAUUUAAAUCGUUCUUAUGCUCGAUUUCUUACUAUUUAUAUAAUAUUUCCAGACCGUCGAAUGGCGGAACGAAUACCCUUCCCGCCAUACCAAAGAUGAAUAUUCCCAGCUCUCCGCAUCGACCUUUUCUCGGAUCUCCCACUUGUAUCCAGUCCAUUCCCUCCGCGGGCUCCCGAAAUCCCUUCCGCAGCUGGAAUUUUGCCUGAGUUCGCGGCUGGAGCAAAUCGAUGUUAACUUGCAUUCCAUGCAGGACUUCCGAGAGGCCAUUUUGAAUCUGUUCGUGAAUUCGGAGUUCUUCAUCUUUGUGCAGAGGAUCGUCGUGCAUGCUGAUGACUUCAUUUUCGACGAGGAAAUGCCCACUCCGCCCGGGUUUGAGGUGCAAUGCGCAAAGCCGUUUUUGAUGAUUUACCAGCGAAAUGGCCGCCAGACAUUCGAAAUGAUGUUUUGA
Molecule: messenger RNA, 3127 nt
Organism: Bursaphelenchus xylophilus (pine wood nematode)
Lineage: Eukaryota; Metazoa; Nematoda; Chromadorea; Rhabditida; Aphelenchoididae
Source: the annotation of a GenBank genome assembly